CCGCCCACCGCUGGCAAGACCCGACCACCCGAGUCCUCUGGUCCUCCUCCCCGCGCAGGUGCACGUGCGGCACCCCGCCUCUCUGCCACCUAGGCACAUCCCGCUGGGCGGCCAUGGCACGAGGAGACACUCCGCAGGACAGCUACCACCUGGUCGGGAUCAGCUUCUUUAUCCUGGGGCUGGGCACUCUCCUUCCCUGGAACUUCUUCAUCACCGCCAUCCCGUAUUUCCAGGGGCGGCUGGCAGAGGCCAACAGCACUGCUGGGACCCUGGGCACCAACCACACUGGCCCUGCGGACACCUUCAACUUCAACAACUGGGUGACGCUGCUGUCCCAGCUGCCCCUGCUGAUCUUCACGCUCCUCAACUCUUUCCUGUACCAGUGCAUCCCUGAGACGGUGCGGAUUCUGGGCAGCCUGCUGGUCAUCCUGCUGCUGUUUGCCCUGACGGCGGCGCUGGUCAAGGUGGACAUGAGCCCUGGACCCUUUUUCGCCAUCACCAUGGCCUCUGUCUGGUUCAUCAACUCCUUCGGUGCAGUUCUGCAGGGCAGCCUCUUCGGGCAGCUGGGCACCAUGCCUUCCACCUACAGCACCCUCUUCCUCAGCGGCCAGGGCUUGGCAGGGAUCUUCGCUGCCCUUGCCAUGCUCAUGUCCAUGGCUAGUGGCAUGGAUGUCCAGACCUCUGCCCUGGGGUACUUCAUCACGCCCUGUGUGGGCAUCCUCAUGUCCAUCAUGUGUUACCUGAGCCUGCCCCACCUGGAGUUUGCCCGCUACUACCUGGCCAAGCAAUCAUCGCAGGCACAAGAUCAGGAGCUGGACACCAAAGCUGAGCUCCUCCAGUCUGAUGAGAAGAAUGGGAUUCCUAACAGCCCCCAGAAGGCAGUCCUGACUCUGGAUCUUGACCCUGAGAAGGAGCCAGAACUGGAGCGAGAGGAACCCCAGGAGCCAGGAAAACCUUCAGUUUUCAUUGUCUUCCAAAAGAUCUGGCUGAUGGCGCUGUGCCUUGUGUUGGUCUUCACAGUCACCUUGUCUGUCUUCCCCGCCAUCACUGCCAUGGUGACCAGCUCUACCAGUCCUGGAAAGUGGAGUCAGUUCUUUAACCCCAUCUGCUGCUUCCUUCUCUUCAAUAUCAUGGACUGGCUGGGACGGAGCCUGACCUCUUACUUCCUGUGGCCGGACCAGGACAGCCGGCUGCUGCCCCUGCUGGCCUGCCUGCGUGUCCUGUUCAUCCCACUCUUCAUGCUGUGCCACGUGCCUGAGAGGUCCCGGCUGCCCAUCCUCUUCCCACAGGAUGCCUACUUCAUCACUUUCAUGCUGGUCUUUGCUGUUUCCAAUGGUUACCUGGUGUCCCUCACCAUGUGCUUGGCGCCCAGGCGGGUGCUACCACAUGAGAGGGAGGUGGCCGGAGCUCUCAUGACCUUCUUCCUGGCCCUGGGGCUGUCCUGUGGAGCCUCCCUGUCCUUCCUCUUCAAGGCGCUACUCUGACGUGCUCCCUCCAGGGUUCUCCCAGAGCUCUCUUCUUGCUGCCUCCUUCAGAGCCGAGACCCAGCGCAGGGGAAGGGCAAGCCGGCUCAAGCCUCCGCUGGGCUGGGGCCCCUUGAUCUGGGGGUGCCAGGAGGAUGCGUGUGCUUCUCUCUCCCUCCCGGGCUGGCGGUCACUUGGGAUACUGCAAGGAAGAAUUCACCACUGGUCAUUCCAACACUCACCCAGGAAUGGAGGUUGACACACAGAGACAGGCUAGCUAGACACACAUAACACCUCAUUGAAAGGGUGACAAUCAGGGAAAAGAGGGCCGAGAGCUGUGGCCCUUCCUCACCAUCCAGAGUGCAUUUGUUCAUCACAACAAACCCACCUGCUGAUUGCCAGGGAUCAGAGGCUCCCAGCGGGAUCUUGCCAAGGGUGUAGCUGGUGUGGCCCCAACCUCAAGUUCAGAGUCGGGGUGGGGACCAGCCCAGAGCAGGAGCUCUUCUCCCCAGGCCUCAGCGACCCCAUCAUCAAGUCUGUGGGACGCCAGGACAGAGGAUGUCAGGGGAGGUUGAGGGGAGCAGGGAGAAAAAGCCGGUGUCAGGGAUCUGAGGGUGCUCAAAGGACCCUCUGGGCCUCCAACAGUGCUUUCGUUGCCAACACUUACAGUCUCCACUCCCCAGAUCCCAACUGGGCCUGGUCCCAGGGUUGCCGUUAGCCUGCCUGCGUGCACUGCGCUUCACAGUUUGCAAAGCUCUUCCAAACCCGCUGUCUCACGAAAGCCUCAUUGAGGCCCUUGGAAGAAGUCAGGCAAGGAUUGUGCUCCCCCUCUGGACAGGCGAGGAAACUGAGCCCCAAGGGGAAGUAACCGGUCCGUGGCAGAGCUCGGACCCAGCCCCUACCUCCUCCCUGUAGGUGCUUCCCUUCCUGCCCAAUGCCUGCUUCUCGGUUCCUCAAGGGGCUCAAGGCAGGAACCCUAAGCACUUACUCCCCCUUCUUGCUGUUUCUCCCUCUGACCCUGCUCCUGGGUCUAAUAACAACUUCUUUAUUUGUAUAA
This is a messenger RNA of Hipposideros armiger (great roundleaf bat), 2520 nucleotides long. It is a transcript of the gene SLC29A2, whose product is annotated as solute carrier family 29 member 2. The transcript is spliced from 12 exons. Gene Ontology annotation, biological process: thymine transport; hypoxanthine transport; guanine transport. Gene Ontology annotation, cellular component: basolateral plasma membrane; plasma membrane. Bases 114 to 1484 code for a protein of 456 amino acids. Gene Ontology annotation, molecular function: nucleoside transmembrane transporter activity. The record is from RefSeq and is a predicted model, not a curated record. Lineage: Eukaryota; Metazoa; Chordata; Mammalia; Chiroptera; Hipposideridae.